Molecule: messenger RNA, 654 nt
Organism: Paramecium primaurelia
Lineage: Eukaryota; Ciliophora; Oligohymenophorea; Peniculida; Parameciidae
Source: the annotation of a GenBank genome assembly
AUGUUUUUAUAAGGGUCAAAAAUCAAAACACUUGAGCCAACUGUUAAUUAAUAAAUGAAAUAUUCAACAAGAUAAUUAAAUUAAGAGCCUAAAUCUUCUCAUUCAUUGCAUCGUCGAUAUUCUACUAUUGGUGUAAUUCAUCAAGAUGUUUACAAGAUCGAAGAUAAAUAUUCAAAAAAGUUAAAUCACUUAUUACAAACUAAAUAUUAUAAUAUGCAUUAACUGUUCAAAAAGAAAUAAUAUAUUCCUGCAAAUUUUAAGUUAGACAAUAAACCAUUUGAACAUGUAGUAACAAAUUAAUUCUCUAAAACAUCAUCCUAGUUUGUUUAGAAGAAAAAGAAAUUCAAUGUAAAAGAAUGGCAUAAAAUUAAUUAUGAUAGGUUUAGAUUCUUGAGUAGGUAAGGAAGUAUUGAAAAAUUAGUAAGUAAUAGAUAUCAAAGUAUUUAGCCUUGUUUAUAAAUUUCAUAGGCUAAUAGAUAACAUAGAUCAGUCUCGUAAAUAAAUAAUUAUAGAACUGAAUCAUUUAAUAGUUUUAAUAAUGAAAGGAGUAAGGGUCAAAGAUGUAAUUCUUUAUAAAAAGAAAAUCUUGUUAUAUUUUUAAUUGAUGAAAAUUAACACAACUAAAAACAUGACAGAAUUGCUUAGAUUGUAUGA